AUGGCAUACGUACCAUCACCUGUCCAGCCCGUCGCAAGGUCACCUUACUCGAUGCCAGAGUCUCCAUCCUCGAUUUCAAAGACAUCAACCUUGCAUAGUGUUUCCGAAAAGGAAGAACUCAAAGGCACUUGCCCUGUUCACGGAGCCUCGCAAACACCCCAUCUCGAGAAGAUGCUACAAGCCCGACCUCGAGCCGAACUGCAACAGCUCACAGUUGCUCUCAAUGACUUGGCUGAUGAGAACAGAUGUGCCAAAUGCGCCGUACAAACCAUAACAAACAUCGUGAUGGGAUAUGUUCAGGAUGUGCGCUGGGCCAAGAAGAAUGGCAAGUGGUCCAAAGAAGACAAGAAGGCGCUCAAGAUGGAGAUUAAGGGGUUGGCCAAGGGUGUCAAGGCAGAUAUCAAGAGCCGUAAAGCGGAGAUGAAGGACGAGAUGAAGAGCCACUGA
This is a messenger RNA of Fusarium keratoplasticum, 447 nucleotides long. RefSeq lists its product as uncharacterized. Bases 1 to 447 code for a protein of 148 amino acids. The transcript is spliced from 2 exons. NCBI's taxonomy places the organism in Eukaryota, Fungi, Ascomycota, Sordariomycetes, Hypocreales, Nectriaceae. The record is from RefSeq and is a predicted model, not a curated record.